Molecule: messenger RNA, 613 nt
Organism: Leptidea sinapis
Lineage: Eukaryota; Metazoa; Arthropoda; Insecta; Lepidoptera; Pieridae
Product: oligosaccharyltransferase complex subunit ostc-A
Exons: 2
Coding region: 102-551 (149 amino acids)
Cellular component (GO): oligosaccharyltransferase complex
Source: RefSeq, a predicted model, not a curated record
UAACCGGCGUGAAGAUCAGACAUUUCAUUAAAUUGUAAACUGAAUAUUAAAAUCGACGUUUAUCGUAUAUUUUUUUUUGUAGCCAUUAAAUAUUCAAUAAGAUGGAAGCACUUUAUGCAAUUCCGUUCUCUGUGCUCGAAAUACCAAAUAUAAAAAUAAAAAAGCCAUCGUGGCUUCAACCGCCAUCGGCGAUGACAACGUUCUCGCUGGUUUUACUAUCAUAUUUUCUUGUGACAGGGGGUAUUAUAUAUGAUGUGAUUGUUGAACCACCAAGUGUUGGGUCAACUACUGAUGAACAUGGACACAGCCGCCCUGUAGCAUUUAUGCCAAACAGAGUAAAUGGGCAGUACAUCAUGGAAGGACUGGCAUCUAGCUUCCUGUUCUCUUUAGGUGGUCUUGGAUUUAUAAUACUAGACCAAACACACAACCCCUCAACACCCAAGCUAAACCGAAUUAUACUCAUUUGUAUUGCAUUCCUGUGCAUUCUUGUUUCUUUUUUCACAACAUGGAUAUUCAUGAGGAUGAAGCUACCAGGAUAUUUACAGAAUUGAUUUUUUUUUAUAAAAUAUAAUGUUUCUUUUAUUUGAAUAGAUUAUUUUUAUACAUCAAUAAA